Molecule: messenger RNA, 1546 nt
Organism: Chrysemys picta bellii (western painted turtle)
Lineage: Eukaryota; Metazoa; Chordata; Testudines; Emydidae
Gene: PTAR1
Product: protein prenyltransferase alpha subunit repeat containing 1
Biological process (GO): protein prenylation
Cellular component (GO): cytoplasm
Molecular function (GO): protein prenyltransferase activity
Source: RefSeq, a predicted model, not a curated record
GCCGCCGACCCGGAAGCGCUUUAGCCCAGCCUCGCUCGGUGGCGGGGGCCGAAGAUGGCCGAGUCCCCGGAGGAGGUGGCGGUGCUGGUGCAGCGGGUGGUGAAGGACCUUAACAACGCCUUCAAGCGGAACCCCCACAUAGAUGAAAUUGGGUUAAUACCCUGUCCUGAAGCCAGGUAUAACCGGAGCCCUAUAGUCCUCGUAGAAAACAAGCUUGGCGUGGAGAGUUGGUGUGUCAAGCUUCUUUUGCCAUAUGUCCACAACAAACUCCUCCUCUAUAGACAAAGAAAGCAAUGGCUGAACAAAGAUGAAUUGAUAGAUAUCACGUGUACGCUGCUGCUACUAAACCCAGACUUCACCACUGCAUGGAAUGUAAGGAAAGAACUAAUAUUAUCUGGCACUUUAAGUCCAGUUAAGGAUUUACAUCUUGGAAAACUGGCAUUAACGAAGUUUCCGAAGAGUCCAGAAACAUGGAUUCACAGACGAUGGGUGCUGCAACAACUAAUUCAGGAAAACUCCUUGCCAACUCUUGUAACUAAAGGGAACUUGGGAACAGUGCCUAUGGAAAGAAUUCAACGAUUAGUGCAGGAGGAAAUGGAUGUCUGCUGUGAAGCUGCUGGGAGAUAUCCAAGCAACUACAAUGCCUGGUCCCACCGUAUCUGGAUUUUACAGCGUUUGGGAAAGCUGGAUGUCAAGAUUCUCCUUGAUGAACUUUCUUCCACUAAACAUUGGGUGUCCAUGCAUGUUUCAGACCAUAGUGGAUUCCACUACCGCCAGUUCUUAAUAAAGUCCUUGAUUGGCAGAACUGUGACCGACAAUUCUAUACUGGUGCAAAAUCAGCUGGUAAAUGAGCCAACCCCCAGUCUUCCAAAGGAUGAAAAAAAUGAAGCGUCUGAAGCUGCCUGUACAGAAGAACUGAGGGUAGAUCUCCCCAAUCUUCUAAAAGAAGAGUUGGAGCUCUGCAGUGAUCUUAUUAAUACCUUCCCUGGGCAUGAAACACUGUGGUGUCACAGACGGCACGUGUUCUACCUUCAGCACCAUUUAAACAACAAACUUCCUCUUCCAAAUGUACGGUUGACAUCUGUGGACAGCAGUGAUGGAACUUUGAAUAAUUCACACCCCAGUACAGCAGUCAGUCAUGUGACUCAUGCCAUGGAUGUUGAUGGCUUAAAUGAUUCAAGCAAACAAGGCUAUACUCAAGAAACCAAACGCCUGAAGCGUGCCCCUAUGCAGGACUCUCUUGGCUUGGAAAUGGAAUACAGGUUCAUUGAUAACAUUUUAGCAACUUGCAGAGACAUAGAGCAGGUCAGGUUUGCUACUGAAUACAGGAAAUGGCUAGUUACUUUUCUAGGUCAAUGAAGGAAGUUUACAACCUUCAGGUUCCUCUUUUAGUGCAAUAUUCUCUUAUCAAACACAUGCAUGUCAUGGUUGCAAGUGUUGGCUACCCAUGUGCUUCUCACCUUUCUUUAUGGUCCGUGCUAAAAUUCAUAUACAAAGUAAUAUUUCAUUUUAUUUAUUAAAAAAAUCUAGAAUAGCUUUUUAUUAA